Phragmites australis (common reed) is the source of this 1291-nucleotide messenger RNA. Its product is annotated as peroxidase RIP1-like. Bases 1 to 1071 code for a protein of 356 amino acids. NCBI's taxonomy places the organism in Eukaryota, Viridiplantae, Streptophyta, Magnoliopsida, Poales, Poaceae. Gene Ontology annotation, biological process: response to oxidative stress; hydrogen peroxide catabolic process. Gene Ontology annotation, molecular function: peroxidase activity; heme binding. The transcript is spliced from 4 exons. The record is from RefSeq and is a predicted model, not a curated record.
AUGGCUGCUGCUUUGCUUCGUGAGGGCUACAGAGGUGUUGGUUUGCUCUGCGGCAGUGCGCUGCACCACACACCAAUCAAAUUCGAGCCAGUGCUACUAGCUAGCCUCCUCGCAAUGGCGGUUCUUGUUUACCUCACCAUCAUGGCCGCAGCUCUGGCCUCGGCGUCCGGGGAGCUCACCGCGGACUACUACAGCGAGACGUGCCCCCAGGCGCUGACGACCAUCAAGAUCCUCGUCGGCGCGGCGAUCCUCAGGGAGCCCAGGAUGGGGGCGUCGCUGGUCCGCAUGCACUUCCACGACUGCUUCGUCAACGGCUGUGACGGCUCCAUUCUGCUGGAUGAUACCGACGACAUGAUCGGCGAGAAGACGGCCAAGCCCAACAACAUGUCGGUGAGAGGGUACGACGUGAUCGACACGAUCAAGUCCGCGGUGAACACGGUCUGCUUCGGAAACGUCAUCUCCUGCGCUGAUAUCUUGGCAGUAGCCGCUCGUGAUUCCAUUGUCGCGCUCGGAGGGGCAUCGUACGACGUGCUCCUCGGCCGGCGCGACGCGACGACGGCGAGCAACGCCGACGCCGACAACGACAUCCCGACCCCGUUCAUGGACCUCCCGGUGCUGCUGGCCAACUUCCAGUCCCACGGCCUCUCCCUCCACGACCUCGUCGUGCUCUCCGGUGCGCACACGCUGGGCUACUCCCGGUGCCUCUUCUUCCGCGGCCGGCUGUACAACGAGACGGACACGCUGGACCCGGCGUACGCGGCGUCGAUGGACAAGCGGUGCCCGCCCACGGGCGACGACGACGCCCUGUCAUCGCUGGACGACACGCCCACGACCGUGGACACCGACUACUACCAGGGCCUCAUGCAGGGCCGCGCGCUGCUGCACUCAGACCAGCAGCUGUACCAGGGCGACGGCGGCGACACCGACGCCCUGGUCAAGUACUACGGCGAGAACCCGAGCAAGUUCUGGGAGGACUUCGGCUCGGCCAUGGUGAAGAUGGGCAACGUGAGCCCGCUCACCGGCGACGAGGGAGAGGUCAGGGAGAACUGCCGGGUCGUGAACCAGGAGUGAGUGAGUGAUCGUGGUCUGGUCGAGCGAGACAUCAGCUGCCGCAACAUGUCGUGAUCCUGUUUUUGCAUGCCUGCAUCUGCGCCGGCAAGCAACGCAGUACUGUACUAGUAUUUGUCGGAGGGUGCUUGCGUACUUACUUAGUUUUGUGAGAUCCCGUUCAUGUAUUUAAACUGUUUUCUGCGAAAUGUUUGAACAACGAGUGUAUAUUUGAUCAUCUCAA